This is a messenger RNA of Symbiodinium sp. CCMP2592, 1629 nucleotides long. Lineage: Eukaryota; Dinophyceae; Suessiales; Symbiodiniaceae. The record is from the annotation of a GenBank genome assembly.
AUGUCCAUGUUGUCACCAGCUGCUACGUUCUAUGAAUUGCAGGCUGCGACCCUGUUGCUCCUCUGGAUCGCGGUGUUUGUUGGAAGUGGUGUGGACUUUCUUCGGCUCGGUGAGAAGCUAUCCAACACAGCAUUGCGACCGUCUUGGAUGCCAAAAAGCUGGUUUUUGAUGCUACUCCGUUCAAGCGUCUAUCGGCCGGCAGCGUACAGCAUCGUUCCCUACAUGUUUUUCCAAGCGUUUGUCGUGGAGAAAUGGCUUCUUCACCUUCCAGUGGUGGUGGCUCUCUCUCGGUCACUGGUGGCGCUCGCAGUUACUAUCUUCCAUCUCGGUGACUCCUCGAGAACCAGUAGCCACCGAGACUAUCUGAUGCUGUACAACUGCUGGGUUUUGGCUCUGUGUGGAUGGGUCAAUUCCCUUGUGUUUCCUUCUGGAGUGGACGAGGUGGCUCAAGCUCUGGCAUUGGGCUUCUGCAUCUGGUACAUCUUUAGCUGUGGGGUAUCCAAGGUGGUGGUGGCCGGUGCUGUGGCCGAGAACGACCAUUGUAUGCCCCGGCUGAUGCAGGGAUUCCGAGCCUGGGCCUUCGGUGACACUUUGAAUGCCAUCCUUGAGACUUUCUCACGAAAGACACCGAAGGGGGGAGGCCCUGUGCUCGGGGUCCUCACCCGCAGCCUCGUUUUGAGCACCCCGCUCUUGGCGGGUGCCUCGGCGAGACCUCAAAACACCUCACUGAGUGGUCUGAAGCGCUGGGCGCUGAACUCUUGCGCUUUCGCGACGCUGGCCUUCGAGUGCUUUCUGGCACCAUUGUGCUUGGUGGUUCCCGCGCUCACGGCAGGGUCUCCCAAUGCCGAAGCCAGCUACAGGCUUUUCGUAGGCGGUGGCAUGAUCUUUCUCCACUUGGCGAUCGGUGCCUUGCAAUCGGGUGCCAUCGGUGCCUUCUUCCUCCCCUGCGCUGCCAGCUAUGUUUAUGGCUUGUCCUUCGCAGUGUCUUCCGCGCCGAGUUCCGUCACAGGUGUGAUCGUUUCCUGGAGGCUCUGGCUGCCCGUAGUGAUCACGAUGACACCGGUGUUCGGUGCCUUCUGGGCACGGCCAUGCACUCGACUCUUGCCGGAGCAUUGGCCGCUGACUCCCAUGGCUCUGUUCCCUUGGAGUGAGAAGCAGUGGGUGCUGCUGCAUAGCCUGCUUGUUCGUGGUGACACGCGAUUGGUGGCAGUGGCAGCCACGUCGGAGCAGAAGGAUAGCUCAUUGAAUCUCGCAGGGAAGCGAGUUAUUCCGAUUGAAUACGACGCUGAGGUGCCCCUGAUGGAUCGGGUCGUCGCACCACAACCAAACGAAGACCUUGUGGCUUAUGAUCUGUGGUCGCGUGUGAUCGGUAUCACCACAUUUCAGGAUCAAAUCUUGCAAGCGGUGCUUGAGUCUGCGCCAUGCUAUGACUCCGAUGUGCUGGUGGAGACGGCAGAGCUCUUGAAGGUCGCGCAAAGGAUUCUGAAUGCUACAGCUGCAUUCUUGCAAGGUGAGGAGCGUGUGGUGGAGAUAUCAACCGGUAUGACUCUUACCCAAUGCUGCUUCGUUCGUGUGAACAAGCAGCUGCGCAUUGAGGAGGUGCUUGCGGAUCCAGCAGAAAGGGCCUGA